Molecule: messenger RNA, 634 nt
Organism: Chenopodium quinoa (quinoa)
Lineage: Eukaryota; Viridiplantae; Streptophyta; Magnoliopsida; Caryophyllales; Amaranthaceae
Product: 40S ribosomal protein S21-like
Exons: 4
Coding region: 156-401 (81 amino acids)
Biological process (GO): translation; endonucleolytic cleavage to generate mature 3'-end of SSU-rRNA from (SSU-rRNA, 5.8S rRNA, LSU-rRNA); endonucleolytic cleavage in ITS1 to separate SSU-rRNA from 5.8S rRNA and LSU-rRNA from tricistronic rRNA transcript (SSU-rRNA, 5.8S rRNA, LSU-rRNA)
Cellular component (GO): cytosolic small ribosomal subunit; ribosome
Molecular function (GO): structural constituent of ribosome
Source: RefSeq, a predicted model, not a curated record
CCCACUGAUAAGAAGUUAGGGUUUUCCCAAGGUCUUAUAAUCUCCUCACACUUCCCCUUAUUCGUCUUCUUCACCCAUCACUUGCGCCGUCUCUCUCCUCUGCUUCCUUCUCAGGUAUUUGCAUUGUUGUGUUAUCACCUAAAAACUAAGCAAAGAUGCAAAACGACGAGGGAGAGAUCAUUGAUCUUUACAUUCCCAGGAAAUGUUCGGCCACUAACAGGUUGAUCUAUUCCAAGGACCAUGCUUCAGUCCAAAUCAACGUUGGUCACUUAGAUGACAGGGGUAUUUACACUGGCAGCGCCACCACCUUUGCUCUUUCUGGUUUUGUCCGUGCUCAGGGUGAUGCCGACAGUGCCCUUGAUCGCCUUUGGCAGAAGAAGAAGGCUCAAAGUGGCCAGUAAGGAGUUCACAUAAUUGCAGUUAGUGUUCCUGGGUAGUAUCAACCAGGAAGGAUGUGGAAGUUCGAGUGCUGAUGUUAUGAAUCAAAAAAAGAUUUAAGAACUUAAUUUUGUAUUUUUACUCUUUUGGAGUUUUAGAGUAUUUUUAGUUGAAUUGAAUGUUAGUUCUUUGGCUAUAAUAUGGAUUUGAUGGUAUAUCAUCAGCUAAUAUGAUUAAUUUUGCAGUCUUCCCUCUA